UCCUUGAGCCAAUCACAGCGCGGCUUGUUGAACUGCCCCUACAGCAGCCAUGGUGGGCAUGAGCCUUCUCAGGUCGGCUGCUGCCUUUGCAGCCAGGUUAGGUCCUCUGAAAGCUGGGAAUAAUGCCGCCAAUAUACUCGCUCGAACCAUCCCACGGACAAAUAAAGUGGCGACCCGUUGGGGCCAUGGAAAGAAGAUGUUUGUGGUCAACCCAACUGACUAUUAUGACAGGAGAUUUUUGCAUUUAUUGCGAUAUUACAUCCUGCUGACUGGUAUUCCAGUGGCUCUGUUGGUCACAGCUGUGAAUAUCUUCAUUGGUGAGGCAGAGCUUGCUGAGAUUCCUGAAGGCUAUGAACCUGAGUAUUGGGAAUAUUACAAACAUCCCAUCACCAGGUGGAUUGUACGGAACAUUUAUGAUUCCCCAGUGAAGGACUACGAAAAAGUGAUGGCUGCAAUCCAAAUUGAAAAGGAGAAAGCUGAUAUGAGACUGACACAGCUGGAGGUUCGUCGGCAGAUGAGACAUCAUGGAGACGGCCCCUGGUUCCAGGUGCCGACGGCUGACAAGGGGCUGAUUGACAACAGCCCCAAGUCAUCACCUGACAAUUAACGAACGGUGUUAGCAGUACAUGUGGUCAUCAGUCCGACUGUUUGUAAAUUUUUCCCUUGUUGAUUAAAUAAAGUAUGUUUAUGUGGUCUAAUA
Molecule: messenger RNA, 700 nt
Organism: Xiphophorus couchianus (Monterrey platyfish)
Lineage: Eukaryota; Metazoa; Chordata; Actinopteri; Cyprinodontiformes; Poeciliidae
Gene: ndufb5
Product: NADH:ubiquinone oxidoreductase subunit B5
Exons: 6
Coding region: 50-607 (185 amino acids)
Cellular component (GO): respiratory chain complex I
Source: RefSeq, a predicted model, not a curated record